Molecule: messenger RNA, 255 nt
Organism: Macrosiphum euphorbiae (potato aphid)
Lineage: Eukaryota; Metazoa; Arthropoda; Insecta; Hemiptera; Aphididae
Source: the annotation of a GenBank genome assembly
AUGUGUCACCGUGCGGUGUGUAUACAGGAAAAAAAAAAAAGUAAUGUAAAAAACAGCGACGAGGCGUCGUCUCGGCGGUUACGAUGUGACGAUGCGAUAGAGAGUCGAUCGCCGGCGGCCGGUACAUACACGUCCCGCGCCACUUGUCUUCCCGUCCUGCCUAGUGCCCUUGAGGCGUGGUGGGAGAGUCGACAGUGUCGCCCGGUCUUAGCCUGUGGUGGAAGUUGGCUACGUGUAGCUACGUCGCAGCGGUGA